Homo sapiens (human) is the source of this 3755-nucleotide messenger RNA. It is a transcript of the gene H2AZ2, whose product is annotated as H2A.Z variant histone 2. The record is from RefSeq and is marked reviewed. Gene Ontology annotation, molecular function: protein heterodimerization activity; structural constituent of chromatin; DNA binding. The coding region runs from base 156 to 500 and encodes 114 amino acids. NCBI's taxonomy places the organism in Eukaryota, Metazoa, Chordata, Mammalia, Primates, Hominidae. The transcript is spliced from 5 exons. Gene Ontology annotation, cellular component: nucleosome; chromosome; nucleus.
AAGACAAGCGGGCAUUGGCCACAGCAGCGCGAGGCGGGCACGGGGUAUUGUCCGGCUCCGGCGGCGGCGGUCGGUGCUGCGAGAGCGGCGGCGGCGGCGCGGGUCGGCAGCGGGAGGGCGCGCGGCCGAGCGGAGGCGGAGUCGGCGCCGAGAACAUGGCUGGAGGCAAAGCUGGAAAGGACAGUGGGAAGGCCAAGGCUAAGGCAGUAUCUCGCUCACAGAGAGCUGGGCUACAGUUUCCUGUGGGCCGCAUCCACAGACACUUGAAGACUCGCACCACAAGCCAUGGAAGGGUGGGUGCCACUGCUGCCGUGUACAGUGCUGCGAUUCUGGAGUACCUCACUGCAGAGGUGCUGGAGCUGGCAGGUAAUGCUUCUAAGGAUCUCAAAGUAAAGCGUAUCACUCCGCGUCACUUGCAGCUUGCAAUCCGUGGUGAUGAAGAGUUGGAUUCUCUUAUCAAGGCUACCAUAGCUGGGGGUGAGAAGAGAAGGUGUUCUUAGAUCAGAAGAUGCCAUUGUAUUAGGUGACGGCAAGGUUUUGCUGAUUUAGUGGAACAAGAUUCUACUGGGAUGUGUGCUGAGCUGAACCAAGGAACUGCCCGAAUGUGCUGAACAAGGACAUUUGCUUCUCAGAUACGUGAAUUCAAUUUUAAGCAAGAUUCUUGAUCUGCUUCAGAGCAGCUUUGAUUUAAAGUAAUUUCAGAGCGCUUUUCCUUGCAUGAGUAAUUUUCUGAAUGUAUAAAAUAUUCUAUUUAUGUUUGACCUUUUGGAUAAACUGUGUUGCUGCAGUGUUGGUCCACACUACCAUCCUAAGUGAAGACUUAGUAAGUCUGAGGAUCUCCAGGCACUGGAAAGAGUGAGAACCUGGGAGUGAAAGGGUUAUAGUUAGUGUUCAUUUUUCGGGUUUUGUUUCAUAGGGAGUCCUGAGUGGGGUAACCUGAAAUGUUUUAACAGUUGAAGAUCAUCCUAUUCCUAUCCCCAGUAAAAAUAGGCCUUUCCACAAUCUUCUACCAGUUAACUUAGCUUUUUUUUUUUUUUUUUCCUUUAAUAGAGUCUCAUUCUUGUCACCCAGACUGGAGUGCGAUGGCACGAUCUUGGCUCACUGCAACCCUCCCUCCCGGGUUCCAGCGAUUCUCCUGCCUCAGCCUCCCAAGUAGCUGGGAUUACAGGCGCACGCCACCAUGCCCAGCUAAUUUUUGUAUUUUUAGUAGACGUGGGGUUUCACCAUGUUGGCCAGACUGGUCUCAAACUCCUGACCUCAGGCGAUCCGCCCGUCUAAGCCUUCCAAAGUGCUGGGAUUACUGGCAGGAACCACCAGGCCCAGCCAACCAGCAUUUCUUAAGGUGAAAAUACAUGGUGUUAAUUUAUAUUUUGAGUGAGACCCAGUCCAGCUGCUAUAACUGCUUGGACACUUGGCAGAGGACAGAGUACUGCAAAAGUGUCUAAGGGAGACAGCAUUUUGCCUUGGGUGCUGUAGAUGUACAAGAGAGGUUCCAGGAGGGGGUGAUAGGCAGAAUUUUGGUCCCCAUCACCUUCCCUGCCCAGUGUUAUGCCUAUGAAUGUGUUACAUUAUGUGGUAAAAGGGACUUUGCAGAUGUAACUAAAAUUUCUAAAAUAGAGAUAUUAUCCUGGAUUACCUGGGGGAACCCAGUGUAAUUACAUGAACCCUUAAAAAUGGAAGAGGAUGCAGGAGUCAGAUUCAAAGGAAGGCCCAAGGUGCUAUUGCUGACUUGAAGAUAGAGGGGCCAUGUGGAAAUCAAGAGAAGGAAGUGAAUCCUUCCAGUGAGCUUGGAAGAAAGCACCUUGAGGCACAGAUGAGAAGCUUGGCCUUACCUGAUGCCUUGAUUUUAGCCUGGUGAGACCCUGAGCAUAUAAAUUUGCUGUGCUAUGCCACACUUCUCACCUACAGAAACUUAGUUUAAAGCCACUAAGUUUGUGGUAAUUUGUUGGCUUUAGGCCCCUGAGGGUAGAGAUUUAUGGCUUGUGUUACAAGUAGAGAGCAGUGGAGAGUUGGGCUUUGUAAUUCUUUCAAGGGUGAUUGUAGUUCUGGAGUCCUAUCUACCUGGGUUCAGAUCUUUGUUGGCCAGUCCCUGGCUGUGUGACUUCACUGCUUUAAGCCUCUGUCUUCAUCCUUAAAGUGGUGAUGAUAGUACCUACCUCACUCUGAUCUCUGAAUGAGAACACAUGUAAGACACUUAGCACAGUUCCUGGUGCUCAAAGAGUUCCAACACCUGAAAGCACCAUGGCCCUGUUUGUUUUUCAGUCAAGAUUUCUAAAAGCCGUUAUUACCAGAGGUUCAGUGAGAACAUGGGCAGGGUAAACUCAAAAUGGAGAACAUAAAAACUGGGACUCCCAGACCAGUCACUUAGAAGACUGCUGCAGGAAGUACCAAGGUCGUUAAGAAUCAGUAAUAAUAAUAAGUAAUGUGUGAAUCCAUUAGAAUGUUGAGAAGUAGACCUUUGACAUUUCAGAAAAAUGUAUAUCUCAGACACAGCCAUAUGUAUUGUUAUCCCUGAGUUGGAAGAGCAUCACAGGGCAUAGUUUCACAAAAGCUUCAAAAAAUAUACUAAUUGCUGGUAAUAUGUGAACUAACAGAAAAAAAUAGCCAUGUUAAAAUAGGAGUGCCUGACAAUUAGCUCUAUUCAUCUUGUCUCCUAGCUGUAAGCACCCUAGAUUCAAAUUAUGCACCUAGAAAACUAAAUUACUAUGUAUGUUAUAGGCCUUUGAAAUGGAUACAUGAAAAUUAGUGAAAUCAGAAUGAACGUUUCGCCUGCCAAAGAUAUGUAUUUUUAUAAGUGAUACAAGGGCCCCAUGAGCUCCAUGGCCACAUCUGUACAAAACAGGCCCUCCUUUCAGGAACUGGUCUCGAGAGAGCAAAGGGGUCAACUCCCUAAAUGGCAGCUGAGACAGUCCUCCCUGGUGGCAUGGCCCUGUUUCCUGUUGAUAUGGUGAUAGUUGGAGAGUCAAAUUUUUACCAGAAUUUGUGAAUAUCAUCUCUGGUUAAUGAUUACACAAAACCUUUUAAAAUUUUAAAAAAUUAUUUCUAAUUCUAUAAAUAAACUCUGCAGUUGUACAGCCACUGUACAGCUAACAUCUCAACACUGGAAAUGAGGCUGGUUUCUUCCAGUUUGGCUCAGAUUCUUCAGGGAAGCCCAGUUAAGACAAACAGCUCUCUAUACUCAAUCCUUACUUUGCUGAGAAGAUACAGGCCUGCCCACUCGCUCCCACCUGCUCUUCACGAGGAGUCCUUUAUUCCUGCAUGUUUCCUGUUCUUUGGGACCUUUAGGAGCUAACCUCCACAGAUGCUGAUAGUCUGUAGAGUCAGGAAUACCAUGUAACAUGUUGAAGUAGACUAAAGAUUAGUUCUUUGGCAAUAGCCCAGUCUGGACUUACUAUGUACUUUUGAAAAUAAAACUGCUUAUUUGUAAACUCUGUAAUUAGGACCUUUUGCUAUUUGAGUUAUAUUCCUUUCUAACUUCAAACGUCUGCAUUCAUGUAUAAUAGCCAUUUUAUGCACAGAUGAGGUGAUUCCCACACUUUUUUUCGCAGAUGUUUCAUUAUCUGGAUGAGUGUAUUACAUAAUAAAUUUGAAUAAUGGUAGUCUUCCAAAUGACAAAAAGCAAGCUAGUUGAUUUGUCAAUUUUGAGUUUAAAUGUUUUGACUGCUUAUCAGCAAAAAAAAUCAAAGAAUAGCAUACUAAUAUUAAUGGAAAUGCAGAGUAUAUUUAAUUGGCAUGAUUUUUUCAUGGAUGUGUGC